CCACGCAGACCCACUUAGCUGCCAGCACCUACAUCGCCAGCACCAGCCGCCGCCGCCAUGCCCGGAGGUCUGCUUCUCGGGGACGAGGCUCCCAACUUCGAGGCCAAUACUACCGUAGGCCGCAUCCGUUUCCACGACUAUCUGGGAGACUCAUGGGGCAUUCUCUUCUCCCACCCUCGGGACUUUACCCCAGUGUGCACCACGGAGCUUGGCAGAGCUGCAAAGCUGGCACCAGAAUUUGCCAAGAGGAACGUUAAGAUGAUUGCUCUUUCAAUAGACAGUGUUGAAGACCAUCUUGCCUGGAGCAAGGAUAUCAAUGCUUACAAUGGUGAGGAACCCAAAGAAACAUUACCUUUUCCCAUCAUUGAUGAUAAGAAUCGGGACCUUGCCAUCCUGUUGGGCAUGCUGGACCCAGCAGAGAAGGACGAAAAGGGCAUGCCUGUGACAGCUCGCGUGGUGUUUAUUUUUGGUCCUGAUAAAAAACUGAAGCUGUCUAUCCUCUACCCAGCUACGACUGGCAGGAACUUUGAUGAGAUUCUCAGAGUAGUUAUCUCUCUCCAGCUGACAGCAGAAAAAAGGGUUGCCACCCCAGUGGAUUGGAAGAAUGGAGAUAGCGUGAUGGUCCUUCCCACCAUCCCUGAAGAGGAAGCCAAAAAACUUUUCCCUAAAGGAGUCUUCACCAAAGAGCUCCCAUCUGGCAAAAAAUACCUCCGCUACACCCCGCAGCCAUAGGUCUCUCCGAGGAGUUGGUGCUGGAGCUGCUCGCUGAGCACAAAGAGCCAGAGGACGCCAGCUGCCAAUCCUGUUUUCCUGCAGCAAUUUCACAAAAACACCCUCGUGUGAUCACAGCCAAGGUCUUAAGGUUGCUCUACUACUGGCUUAUUAAAUGAAAAUGGCACUAAA
Ceratotherium simum simum (southern white rhinoceros) is the source of this 903-nucleotide messenger RNA. It is a transcript of the gene PRDX6, whose product is annotated as peroxiredoxin 6. Gene Ontology annotation, biological process: cell redox homeostasis; cellular oxidant detoxification. Gene Ontology annotation, molecular function: peroxiredoxin activity. Gene Ontology annotation, cellular component: mitochondrion; cytosol. Lineage: Eukaryota; Metazoa; Chordata; Mammalia; Perissodactyla; Rhinocerotidae. The record is from RefSeq and is a predicted model, not a curated record.